CCAUAUACCAUAUAUAGAACCCAGGGGCCUUUAAAAGGUAGUUAGGCGGGCUUGUGGUUGCACCUGGGCGGGUUGGUCCUUGGGUCUCUUAACCGUAGGUUCUAGGCAAAGACCUUCCUAGCCCAAGGAACGUCGCAAGCAUGUUCAGCAGACGCACGUCGGCGUUGGCCGUAGCCGGAGUGGCUGGCCUAACGUUGGGUGCAGCCGCGAUGUAUGUCGCGAGGCCGAAGCUGUUGCCUGCCGCGCGGCUCUACUGCAAGUCGCUGUCUAGCUGGAUCUUUAGCAAGAGGGCUCGUCCGAUUAUGCGUCCUCCGGCUGCCCUGGGUGCUCCUCAGACCGGCCUGUCCGUCGACCCCAGCCGCUACCCUACGGUCCGGCGCGGCGAGGUGGUUGAGACGCUGCACGGGGUGCGGGUGGCCGACCCCUACCGCUGGCUGGAGGAGCCGGAUGCGGAGGAGACGCGAGCGUUCGUGGACUCCCAGAACGCGCUCACGUCGGAGGUGCUGCGCCAGUGCGACACGCGGGAGCAGUUCAAGCAAUUGUUCACGGCGCUGUACGACUACCCAAAGUUCGGAGUGCCCUUCAAGGCGGGAUCCCGCUACUACUACUACCACAACAGCGGCCUGCAGCAGCAGUACGUCAUAUACAGCACCUCCUCCCCCGACUCGCCCAAGCCGCCCCAGCUCUUCUUCGACCCCAACGCCCUGUCGGCGGACGGCACCACCGCGCUCAGCAACAUGAGCUGGAGCGAGGACGGCGGUCUGGCCGCCUACAGCCUGAGCAGCGGCGGCAGCGACUGGAACUGCAUCCAGGUCCUCCGAGUGGACCAGACCGGCGCCCAGCCGCCCGCCCCGCUGGAUGACAAGCUGGAGCUGGUCAAGUUCAGCUGCAUGGAGUGGACCCACGACAACAGGGGCUUCUUCUACAACAGGUACCCCGACCCCGCCUCCCGCCCCUCCUCGCUGGGCACUGAGACCGACAUCUCCACCCACCAGCAGCUCUGCUACCACGUAGUGGGCACCCCGCAGUCCUCCGACCCGGUCAUCUGGGCCAUGCCCGACCACCCCACCUGGAACAGCGGGGCGGGGGUGACGGAGGACGGAAGGUACCUGCUGCUGUAUGUGACGGAGGGCUGCCAGCCCGCCAACCGCCUCUACGUGGCCGACAUGGCCGCACUGGGCAGGCGGGAGGACGGAGGGGUGGACUGGGGGACCUACGACUUCUUCAAGGGCUCCCGCCGCCUGCCGCUGGUGCCCCUGGUUGACGACUUCCGCGGCUCCUUCUCCGUGGUGGCCAACGAGGGGCCCACCUUCUACGUGAAGACAAACCUGGGGGCGCCGCGGUACAGGAUUGUCCGCAUCGACGACGUGAUGAACCCCGGCCCGCCCGAGUCGUGGCCCGACCACAUCCCGCAGCACGACAAGGACGUGCUCAAGGGUGCUCUGGCGCUGCAGGGCGAUGCACUGGUGCUGCACUACAUGAGGGACGUGGCCUCCGUGAUGCAGCUGCGCUCACUGACCCGCGGGUCGCUCCUGCGCGAGCUGCCCCUGCCGGGGGUGGGCAGUGUGGGGUCGAUGAGCGGCGACCGAAAGGGCAGUGAGCUCUUCUUCUCAUUCACCAGCUUCGUGGAGCCGGGCGCCAUCUACCGGCUGGACACGGCCCCCGGCUGCCCGCCCGAGCCCGCCCUCUUCCGCCGCACGCAGCUGUCAGUGCCGCACGACCCGGCGGAGUUUGUAACCAAGCAGGUGUUCGUGCCCUCCCGCGACGGCACCCGCAUCCCGCUCUUCAUCGUGCACCGCGCCGGCCUCACCCUGUCCGGCAGCUCCCCCACGCUGCUGUACGGGUACGGCGGGUUCAACAUCGCCCUCACGCCGGGCUUCAGCGCCAGCCGGCUGGCCUUCAUGCGCGGGUACAAUGGCGUGUUCGCACAGGCCAACCUGCGCGGCGGGGGCGAGUACGGCACCGAGUGGCGGGAUGCGGGGUCGAAACACAACAAACAAAACGUGUUUGAUGACUUCCAGGCCUGCGCCGAGUACCUGAUCUCCUGCGGCUACUGCUCGCCCUCCACCCUCACCAUUCAGGGUGGCUCCAACGGGGGGCUGCUGGUGGCGGCGUGCGCCAACCAGCGACCCGACCUGUUCGCAUGCGUGCUGGGACAGGUGGGUGUGAUGGACAUGCUCCGCUUCCAUCGCUUCACCAUCGGCCACGCAUGGACCACCGACUACGGCAACCCGGACGACCCGGACGACUUCGCCGCCAUCCUGCCCUACUCGCCGCUGCACAACGUGCGGCUGCCGGCGGGAGGCAGCAGGCAGUACCCGGCCUUCAUGCUGGCGACGGGCGACCACGAUGACCGGGUGGUGCCCCUGCACUCGCUCAAGCUGGCGGCCACCCUGCAGCACCAGCUGGCAGGGGAGGGGGCCAGGCAGCAGCUGCAGCAGCAGGAGGGGCAGGGGCAGCAGCAGCAGCAGGAUGGCGGCAGCAGCGGGGGGGAGGACGGCCCCCCUCAGCGCAACCCGCUGCUGCUGCGGGUGGAGGUGAAGGCAGGGCACGGAGCGGGCAAGCCGACGGACAAGAUCAUCGCGGAGACGGCGGACCUGUUCGCAUUCGCCGCCAAGUGCAUGCGAGCCAGCUGGG
Molecule: messenger RNA, 2637 nt
Organism: Astrephomene gubernaculifera
Lineage: Eukaryota; Viridiplantae; Chlorophyta; Chlorophyceae; Chlamydomonadales; Astrephomenaceae
Source: the annotation of a GenBank genome assembly